AUGGUGAACUGGCUCGGUCUCGUCGUCCCCCUAGCCUACCUAGGUGUUCUACUCGGCUCUUUGGCCACAUUCUCUUCGCUCUACCGCAAGCGCAAGGCUCAGAAAAAGACAUCCGUCCCCGAGUCUGUCCUCAAGGCGGCACUCCUCCGCCGCGCAACCGAAGAUAUCCGCCGCGUUAUGGCCCUGCGCUCACAGAAACAGGCCUUGUCUGUACUUCUCCAACGUGGAAGCGUCGGCGAUGACCUGUGGCAGCGGUUCGUGCGCGCGGAGAAGGAAAUGGAGGAUGAGGUGCGGGAUGUUGUUUCUGAGGCAAAUGCCUACGUGCCUAAUUGGGGCCAAACUAUUUUCCAAUCAGCCAACGAGAUGUUGAACAAUGAUAUGUACCGCCGUCGCCUCAACGAACACCAGGAGAAACUCACCGAGGAGCGUGAAUGGUGGGCCAAGAAGAAGUCGAGCAUUCAGGAAGGUUUUAUGAAGGAGCUCAAUGAGGAAAGCCCUGCGUCUGCUCCGGCGGUGGCCCCUGUUGCUACGCCUGCGAAGGCCGCAGAGGCUACCCCUGCGGUGGCUACGUCUGCUUCGGUACAGGGGAGUGAUGAUGAUGCGGUGCUUGUUGAAGCGGUUAAUACUCCGUCUUCCGGUGGUGGCGGUGGUGGCGGGGGAAAGAAGAAGAAGGGCAAGGGUAAGAAAUAG
This is a messenger RNA of Penicillium macrosclerotiorum, 690 nucleotides long. Its product is annotated as Sec63 complex subunit SEC66. Gene Ontology annotation, cellular component: Sec62/Sec63 complex. NCBI's taxonomy places the organism in Eukaryota, Fungi, Ascomycota, Eurotiomycetes, Eurotiales, Aspergillaceae. The transcript has 3 exons. The coding region runs from base 1 to 690 and encodes 229 amino acids. The record is from RefSeq and is a predicted model, not a curated record. Gene Ontology annotation, biological process: post-translational protein targeting to membrane, translocation.